AUGGGCAAGGACGAGUUCAAGGACGGUAUGUCUUCAUCGCCCCCCCAUCAGCGACAUCAUCCUGCAGGAGUCUCUUAGGCGAUGCGCGAGGAUCUCGUCAGCAUCGAGCCCGUUAGGCACUGCUCUCAUGUCUUCGUUGGCGUCUGCGCUCUCAGGGCGCGAGAUACGAUGCCUCUGCGCUCCCGCCGAGAUCCUCCCUUUGGGCCUGUUGCACGCUACUUAGAUUGGGAUUCAUACUGACGUAGUCUAGGUGACGCCAAGAAGGGCGCCAACCUUUUCAAGGUACGCAUCACGAAUCCUGAGCCGAGCGCCGAUGCUCGACGUUCGACUGGAACGGUCCGAUAGCAGGAGCGGCGGCUGACUUGGGGAACAGACAAGAUGCGCACAGUGCCACAACUUGAAGGAAGGUGAGGGCAACAAGAUCGGCCCUAACCUUCACGGGCUUUUCGGUCGUCAGACUGGUCAGGUCGAGGGUUUCUCGUACUCUGACGCCAACAAGCAGAAGGGUAUCACCUGGGAGGAGAGCACUCUGGUAGGCAACACAAUGGAGAGCAUUUGUGGGAAUGCCAGCUGACAAUGGCAACAGUUUGAAUACCUCGAGAACCCAAAGAAGUACAUCCCAGGCACCAAGAUGGCGUUCGGCGGUCUCAAGAAGGGCAAGGACAGGAAUGACCUGAUCACCUUCCUCCGGGACGAGACGAAGUAA
Messenger RNA from Lecanosticta acicola, 706 nucleotides. The record is from the annotation of a GenBank genome assembly. NCBI's taxonomy places the organism in Eukaryota, Fungi, Ascomycota, Dothideomycetes, Mycosphaerellales, Mycosphaerellaceae.